Molecule: messenger RNA, 1276 nt
Organism: Homalodisca vitripennis (glassy-winged sharpshooter)
Lineage: Eukaryota; Metazoa; Arthropoda; Insecta; Hemiptera; Cicadellidae
Product: phospholysine phosphohistidine inorganic pyrophosphate phosphatase-like
Exons: 5
Coding region: 244-1050 (268 amino acids)
Biological process (GO): dephosphorylation
Cellular component (GO): cytosol
Molecular function (GO): phosphatase activity; inorganic diphosphate phosphatase activity
Source: RefSeq, a predicted model, not a curated record
GUUGUAGACAGUUGAGUUGAUUGACGUCAGAGAUUAAGUGAGCAGAGAGGACAAAGUAAUCACAAUUCAAAACUAACCUAUAAUGGGUUUGUUGUUUAGUUAGUUAAUAUAUUAUAUUUUAAUGUUAUUAAUAUUGAAAUAAUAAUUCUUAUAAGAAACUCAUAUCUAGGCUUAGAGAUUUUAUUCUCUAGUCGUUUGUGUUAUCGUUCUCAGUUAAUACAUUUUCAUAAAAGAACAAUUGUAAUGGGGACGACUUGGCUUGAUAAACCUAUAAAGGGAUUAUUGUUAGAUAUUUCAGGGGUCUUAAAAAAUGGAGAUGAAGUGAUUAAUGGCUCCAUAAUGGCUAUUGAAAAACUGAGGCUCAGCAAAGUACCCUUUAGACUUGUAACAAAUGAAACGCAAACUACCAAGUCUAAUUUAGUCAAGGAGCUGAAUAAACUCGGGUUCGCUAUAUCUGAGGAAGAUGUAUUUGCUCCUGUCCCAGUAUUGGUUAACAUUUUGAAGAGUAAUAAAUUGAGACCGUUUUUAGUUGUUCACAAGCAGGUGAUGAAAGAGUUUAAAGACAUUGAUACGAGUGACCCUAAUUGUGUUGUUCUUGGAGACGCAGGUCCAAACUUUUCUUUUGAAAAUAUGAACAAAGCAUUUAGAUUACUCGUUGAUUUGGCAGAGCCAAAAUUUUUCUCAUUAGGAUUGGGGAAAUACUAUAAAGAAAAGGAUGGUCUGACACUGGAUGUUGGAGCUUUUACAAAAGCAUUGGAGUUUUCGUCUGGAGUAAAACCAAAAGUUAUUGGUAAACCUGAUGCUUCCUUCUUCUUAACCGCUGUUGAGGAUAUGAAUCUACAACCUAACGAGGUUGUGAUGGUAGGUGACGAUAUUGAGUCGGACGUGGGAGGCGCCCAAGCUUGUGGUCUCCGAGGCGUACUGGUGAAGACAGGAAAGUUCCGUCCAGGUGACGAAACGCAUCCUCGAAUCAAGCCAGACGCAAUCAUUACGAACCUGUACCAAACUGUGGAGAUGGUGUUGAACAGCCCGUACAAUGUAACAUCAUGAUGACACAAACCUCGGUUUAAUAAUCUAGGAUAAGUGUAAAUAAGUGUUAAAUGUCUUAUUGAAUCUAUUAAAUUUACAAUGGUUUUUAAUUAUACAAACUGUUAAUUUAGAGUAUAUAUCUUUGUCAUUGGCAUGAUAACAAAUUGUAUAUAAAAAUUGAAAUAAAUAUAAUUUAGUUACCAAAUAUUUGUCAUGGAGGAAGAAUAAAAUGUUGGUCACAAUUGUA